ACGUGCUGACGUCAGAAUACGGAAGGUAAACAGCAGAUCCACAAGAUGUCCGUUUCUAACCCGAGACAAACGUUCCGGAACCUGCUGGUUCCCUUCGCGGGGACGAUCCUGGGGGGGCUGUUGCCGGGCGAGAUGGUUCUGAUCCAGGGUUCGGUGCCGACUGACGCCGACAGGUUCCAGGUGGACCUGACGUGCGGCAGCAGCUUGAAGCCGAGGGCCGACGUCGCCUUCCACCUGAACCCCCGCUUCGGGCGCUCGCCCUGCGUCGUCUGCAACGCGCUGCAGAGCGAGCGCUGGGGCCGUGAGCAGAUCCUGCACGGGAGGCCCCUCGCCCCCGGGGCCGCCUUCGAACUCAUCAUCCUGGUCCUGGGAGACCGGUUCAAGGUGGCUGUGAACGGAGGACACGUGUUGGACUUCGUCCACCGGAUGGAGCUGAAGCGCGUCGACACCAUCUGCAUAUCAGGGAAGGUCAAAGUUCAAGCUGUCGGCAUCCUCCCGGGUCCUAGUGAAGUUCCUGCUCCUCUGACCAAUCAGGAGCCAGCAGACAGGAAGCAGGAACAGACCGCGAUCAUCUCCUCUUCAGGCGGCCUGAGGGUUCCCUUCAGGGGGGGGCUGCUGGAGGGCCUGAGGGUCGGACGCAGCCUCACCAUCAGAGCAGAGACUCACCACAACGCUCAGAGUUUUGCGGUGAACCUGCGAGUGUCGGGCGGCAGGGACAUUGCUCUUCAUCUGAACGCCCGCCUGAAGAAGCAGGUCUUCGUCAGGAACUCCUGCCUGUCCGAGAGUUGGGGCUCAGAGGAGAGGAAGCUGAUUGGCCGCUUCCCCUUCAGCGCCGGACAGUACUUUGAGGUGAUCAUCCUGUGCGAGGCGCAGCAGUUCAGAGUGGCCGUUAACGGGCAGCACCAGCUGGAUUACCAGCACCGGGUCCAGAACCUGAGUGGGGUGUCACUGCUGGAGAUCCUCGGAGACGUCACCCUGCUGCACGCCAGCGCCUCCGAUCCGUGACGUCCUCUGCUCGCUCAGAGGCAUGGACCAAGUUCUUGAUGUUGUUUGUGCUUCUCUAAUUCCGCUCCCUGUGAUUGCACUUUACCUGAUCGAAUAAAUGCACCGUGUAAACAUU
Molecule: messenger RNA, 1120 nt
Organism: Eleginops maclovinus (Patagonian blennie)
Lineage: Eukaryota; Metazoa; Chordata; Actinopteri; Perciformes; Eleginopidae
Product: galectin-8-like
Exons: 9
Coding region: 46-1005 (319 amino acids)
Cellular component (GO): cytoplasm
Molecular function (GO): carbohydrate binding
Source: RefSeq, a predicted model, not a curated record